GAUUUCAAGUGUGCCAUUCACUUGGUGGAGGAACUGGCUCUGGAAUGGGAACUUUGCUGAUAUCUAAGAUCAGGGAGGAGUAUCCUGACAGAAUGAUGCUCACUUUCUCUGUUUUCCCAUCACCAAAGGUUUCCGACACAGUUGUUGAGCCAUAUAAUGCCACCCUUUCAGUUCACCAACUUGUUGAGAAUGCUGAUGAGUGCAUGGUGCUUGAUAAUGAGGCCUUAUAUGAUAUUUGUUUCAGGACUCUUAAGUUAACUACUCCAAGCUGUAAGUCUUCUAUCUACUUCUACGGAGACACUAGUUCUUUAUCAUAG
Messenger RNA from Carica papaya (papaya), 317 nucleotides. NCBI's taxonomy places the organism in Eukaryota, Viridiplantae, Streptophyta, Magnoliopsida, Brassicales, Caricaceae. The record is from RefSeq and is a predicted model, not a curated record.